UAAUACUCUGUCGGUUUGCUACCAAGAAGUGAAAAAAGUGAAAGGUAAACAGGAAUCAAGUGUAUCUCACAACUCGAGCGCCAUGGGUUCUACUUGUGAAAUUGGUGCAUCGAUUAUCGAGGCUACUGCUUCUGGAGACCUCAACCAGCUUAAGGCAAUUAGAAAAAAGGUUGGUGAUGAAUGGGAAUUCCGGAAAAUAUGCGAUCAAUAUAGUGACUUCUCCACUGGCUGGACUGUCUUGCAUCACACGGUUGAAAUCGGACAUUUUGAGAUUUGCAAAUUCUUGAUCAAGAACGUCCAAGUUUCUGUUGAUCCCUUCACUUACAAGAUGGAGACUCCAACAGCACAAGCUGCCAAAGGGGAACAUGUCAAAAUUGUGGAGUUUCUCAUUGAACAUGGUGCUGAUAUCAAUCUUCCAAAUGUUGAAGGAUUCACUCCCUUGCACUAUGCAAUUCUUAAAGGUAAUAUGGAGCUUAUGGAAUUGUUGGUGAGAAACCGUGCUUCCGUAGACGCACAGUGUGUAGAUGGAACGCCGUUACAAAUUGCUGUUUCUCGUGGAAAUGCUGAGGCUGUCAAGUUUCUCUUGUCUCGUGGCGCAAACGUGGGCAAGCAAAACCUUCUGUUGCACUGUUUGUCGAUGAUAGUCUUGUUUAAAUCAGUUUUUGUUACAAUGUCAAGUUUACUAAUUUGCUAUGAUCUUGUGAUUUUCUGUGUUAACAAAUGAUAUAAUCUUAUGAGAUUAAUCCAUUUGCUGCUUUCCAAUUUGCAGCCAGAUUAUUUUUAUGCAGUUGCAGACUCCCCUCUUGGAAUCGCAGUCAGGUCAGGUCUCGCUCAUUUGAAUGCCUGAAAUUGCUGCUCAAGGCUAAUGCGAACCCGAAUGCCUAUUUCAACGGGUUUAGUCCUUUGUCAGCUGCUGCGACAGAUGAUGACACAAAAUUUCUAACAUCUUUGCUUGCAGCUAAAGCAGAUCCUAAUUUAGCAGAAGAAGUUAAUUUCUUUGUUUCCCUUUUUACUGUGCAAUUAUUCAUCCUCAAUGACUUGCCCUUUAACCUUAUUGUGUUGAUGCUCAGAGAUUCCUGCUUCGAUAGGUGCUCAGAGAUGCAUUAGACUCAUGCCAGAUCUCCCCAUCCCCGUUCGAGGAGAAAUUGAUGAUGCAGCUAAUGAGAUAUUCAUGAGAUUCCUCAUGACAGCCCUUGCCUUCUCCUUGGAUCCUUACAACAAGGAAACUAGUAUUAUCUGAUGUUUAACAUAGAUAAUGUUGGAUCGUAUUCUAUUUUUACUCAUAUACCAUUGAUUCAUACAGUGUUUAUAUUAUUACAUCAUUAUUGGCAUAUGCAAUGAACGAGAUAUGAAUCAGCAUUCAUUACUUGAUUCUUUUGAUUUAUUGUAAUCAUAAAGUGAUUAAAUACUCCA
Molecule: messenger RNA, 1413 nt
Organism: Salvia splendens (bonfire salvia)
Lineage: Eukaryota; Viridiplantae; Streptophyta; Magnoliopsida; Lamiales; Lamiaceae
Product: ankyrin repeat domain-containing protein 7-like
Exons: 8
Coding region: 83-724 (213 amino acids)
Molecular function (GO): protein binding
Source: RefSeq, a predicted model, not a curated record